AUGUCGCCCAUGCAGAAGGUGCCAUUAAAGCCCAAUAUUCCAACACCAACACCAACACCAACACCUGCAGCCCAGCGCCUGGGAAAAUGCAAGGACCGACCAGGUUCCCUGGAUAUGGACCAAGUCUGCCGCGUGUCACUAAUGAAGACUGGUCAGUUCUUGAAAAUUUCAAUCGAGACCGGUGUACCGAACUAG
Messenger RNA from Penicillium psychrosexuale, 195 nucleotides. RefSeq lists its product as uncharacterized. The transcript has a single exon. The record is from RefSeq and is a predicted model, not a curated record. Lineage: Eukaryota; Fungi; Ascomycota; Eurotiomycetes; Eurotiales; Aspergillaceae. Bases 1 to 195 code for a protein of 64 amino acids.